Molecule: messenger RNA, 648 nt
Organism: Parnassius apollo (apollo)
Lineage: Eukaryota; Metazoa; Arthropoda; Insecta; Lepidoptera; Papilionidae
Source: the annotation of a GenBank genome assembly
AUGGUGUUGGAAGAUCAGCCGCAGCUCAUGAUUAGAAAUGAUGGAUCUCAUCAAGGAUCCACAAACAGAGAUUCUGCAAGUAGCAUUCCUGUUGUAUUAGAUUCAGAUCUACAGUCAUCAAUAACUGAAUGUGUUACUCUGAUUCACAUAGAAACGGUUGAAUCUGUAGAUAUUUUUACGCCGAGGUUAUCAGAAGAACACACUAAACCAGGAUGCUCCGUGGUACUAACAGAUAAUUAUAAAGUAUUCAGGGACUGCCCCUUUAACAUCUUAAUUAAUAAUGAUAGAUCUAUCUGCCGAAGAUACACGAGCCAAGAUUCUUUAAAAAGCAUCAGCUCUGUUUCAUUAGAUUCGGAUCUAACGUCAUCAGAAACAGUUGAGCAGACUAUCACUACCUCGUCACCGCCUCCAAGAAAAAGACAAAAGAAAAGUGAACCCCACCAAUGGGACGCAAAUAAAAACAAGGAACAAAGAGAAAAAGGUAAGGCUUAUUUAGGAAAGAAGAAGAGAGGAAAUAAAUGGGGCUUUAUUGAACCUAAGCCCGCGAGAGAGAUGAAAAGUAGAUGCAAAUGCAAAUUAAGCUUGAAAGGGGAUACCAAGAUGCACUGUGAUAAAAUACCAGAAGAAGAAAGACAAACAAUGUUUUAG